Messenger RNA from Geodia barretti, 603 nucleotides. Lineage: Eukaryota; Metazoa; Porifera; Demospongiae; Tetractinellida; Geodiidae. The record is from the annotation of a GenBank genome assembly.
AUGGGUGUUUGUGGUGAACCGAUGGGCAUAGGCGGAGCUACGGCAUGGUUGUUCGCUCGCGAGGGCGCGAAGGUCGCGCUCUCCGAUCUGAACGAAGACAAGGGGCGAAGAUCCGCCGACCAGCUUCGUGAUCGAGGCUACUCGGCUAUCUUCGUCCCUCUUGACGUCGCCAAUGAGGAAAACUGGAUUCGCGCGGUCAGUCAGACGGUGUCCGCCUUCGGUAGGUUGGAUCUUCUUGUGAACGGUGCUGGCAAUGUGAUCGCGGGCGGUAUCGAAGACUCGACUCUUGAGGCGUGGGAUAGCCUGAUGGCUGUCCACGCCAAAGGUCCGUUUCUUGGCACCAAGCACGCGGUUCCGGAAAUGCGCAAAGUCGGUGGCGGCUCCGUUGUCAACGUAUCGUCAAUCGAUGGCCUGCAUGGAACCAGCAUGGGAGCGGGAUAUCCAGCUGGCAAAGCGGCAAGUCGACUCUUCAGCAAGUCGGCCGCUCUCCAAUAUGCGCAAGAGAAACAUCAGGGUGAACUCGAUUCAUCCGGGAUACGUAGAGACACCGCUGAGCAGGACUAUCGCCAAUUGGUCCAAUGGCCCAACACUGGAAGAGCUUAA